This is a messenger RNA of Acanthoscelides obtectus, 826 nucleotides long. The record is from the annotation of a GenBank genome assembly. NCBI's taxonomy places the organism in Eukaryota, Metazoa, Arthropoda, Insecta, Coleoptera, Chrysomelidae.
GACAGUUCUAUGUGGGGCAUCCUUUAUGUAUUGAGUUUUGUAAAAUCCUGGAAACUACUCAAUUUAUUUCGAUGAAAAGCAAUUUUAGCACUUUGAACAGCCAUUAAACAGGACAUACUACUCUCUGUGGGAGAAGAAAAACCGCCAGCGUUUCAAGUGAAGAGUUCUAAUGGUUGAAUUCAGCAAACUUUCACAUCAGCGGGAGACCCGACGCGACGUGAUGCCCCCUCCUCCUAGCUCCGCCUGCUGUUGGCUCCUCCUCCUUCUGACCUUGACUGCAGGGGCGGCGCUGGCAGCACGCGGAACUCCGCCCACAUCUUCCAAAGCUCCGCCUCCCGCCCGAUGUAACUACGCAGAACAUGCGUGCGCCAAUGGCAGAUGCGUUCCACUGCACAAGUACUGCGAUGGGCGGGACGAUUGCGGCGAUGGCAGUGAUGAGCCACGGUACUGCACUAAGUGCAACAGAACUUACUAUGGAGUUGUAGGAAGGACAUACGAUUUGGAGCUGCAUCGACCGAAGGAGGACAAAAUCCCGUUCGUCUGUCAUUUGACCUUCACUGCAGCCGGAGGACAAUUUGGAGACCUCAUUCAGGCGAUCUGUCACAUAAACAUGCUCCAAUUUCCCAAAAAUAUCGAGCCUUCGGACAGCAUAUCAGCGCGGACACAUCGCUAUUUCCUGACGAAUAUAUUUGAAUGGGCCCGCUCGUUCGCUUAUCACAACAACUGUCGACGCACUUCAACAAUUCCAGUCCGGAGAGCGACAUUGUUUACUGCUGUUUAUCUAGAUUGUGCAUCCAGAGAGAGCUAAAUCAUCAUUUGGCGUGCC